UUUUGUUAUUUGCGGCAGUGAUUUAAAGACGUAGAAAAUAAAUAAAAAUUAAAAAAAAAAAAAACAUUUUGUUUUUUAAUUGGAAUGUAAACAAAAAAGAAAAAAUGAUUCAGAAAAAUAUUUUAUUUAACAUGUUUAACAGUUUCAGGGCUUUUAGUCCAAAACCUCCAACUCAACAGCAAAUCGAUUUAAUGACAAGAGGAUUACCGAAAAAAGCUCCAAUACCUGGUGUAAACAAUAUUAUUGUGGUUGCCUCUGGUAAAGGAGGAGUUGGAAAAUCAACAACUGCAGUUAAUCUUGCAGUAACAAUGGCGGCAUUAGGAAAAAAAGUCGGUCUUCUAGAUGCAGAUGUUUUUGGGCCAUCUGUGCCUUUAAUGAUGAAUAUAUCAGAAGAACCAAUGGUGGACGAUCAGAACUUUAUGAUACCACCAAUAAACUAUGGUGUUAAAUGUAUGUCAAUGGGGUUGCUUUCACAAACUGGAGCAAUAAUUUGGAGAGGACCUUUGGUAAUGUCUGCAACUCAAAGAUUAAUUCGUGGUGUAGUUUGGGCUCCGUUAGAUAUUCUUGUUGUUGAUACCCCGCCAGGGACGGGUGAUGUUCAUAUAUCAUUGGCACAAAAUAUACCAAUUGAUGGUGUGAUUUUAAUUAGUACACCACAAACUGCUGCUCUAGAAGUAACAACAAGAGGUGGAGAAAUGUACAAAAGAUUAGGUGUUCCAAUAAUUGGUAUGGUCGAAAAUAUGAGACAUGUUGUUUGUGCUAAUUGUAAAAAUGAAAUUCAAAUAUUUCGUAACGUAACUGAAAGCUUCGCAAAUAAAUUAAAUGUAAAAAUUUUGGUUAGUAUUCCAUUAGAUCAAGCGAUUACAGAAGGUGGUGAUUGUGGAACACCACUUGCGGUCAAAUCACCGGAUUCAGAAUAUUCAAAAAGCUUACAAGUUUUAAGCAGGGAAAUUUUCUCAUUUUUAGAAAAUCAUAAAAAACAAACUGCAAAAGUAGACUGAUGUUAAAAACUUUUUCUCAAUUCAAUUUGAGCAAAAAAGAAGAAUAAUUUUUUUUUUGUUUUUUUCUUUUAUUUUUGGUAGAGAAAAAUACAAAAAUUUUUCGACUUCCUAAAGUACCUUUAAAUUUUAAUUUUUGUAAACCGAAUAACUGAAUAGAAGCUAAAAUUAAGAUAAUCCUAAGCUAAAUCAU
Condylostylus longicornis is the source of this 1191-nucleotide messenger RNA. It is a transcript of the gene Nubpl, whose product is annotated as iron-sulfur protein NUBPL. NCBI's taxonomy places the organism in Eukaryota, Metazoa, Arthropoda, Insecta, Diptera, Dolichopodidae. Gene Ontology annotation, molecular function: ATP binding; ATP-dependent FeS chaperone activity; 4 iron, 4 sulfur cluster binding. Gene Ontology annotation, biological process: mitochondrial respiratory chain complex I assembly; iron-sulfur cluster assembly. The transcript has 5 exons. The record is from RefSeq and is a predicted model, not a curated record. Gene Ontology annotation, cellular component: mitochondrion. The coding region runs from base 105 to 1001 and encodes 298 amino acids.